Brassica oleracea var. oleracea is the source of this 1758-nucleotide messenger RNA. Its product is annotated as 4-substituted benzoates-glutamate ligase GH3.12-like. NCBI's taxonomy places the organism in Eukaryota, Viridiplantae, Streptophyta, Magnoliopsida, Brassicales, Brassicaceae. The coding region runs from base 1 to 1758 and encodes 585 amino acids. The record is from RefSeq and is a predicted model, not a curated record. The transcript is spliced from 4 exons. Gene Ontology annotation, cellular component: cytoplasm. Gene Ontology annotation, molecular function: acid-amino acid ligase activity.
AUGGUUGGUGUUAGUGUGUUACAGACAUCAAAAAUAGCAAAUAUGAGUCUAGGCUGUGAUUUCUCUGUUCUGGAAGAGCUUAUUUCAAAUGCCAAGAAAAUUCAAGAUAAUGUAUUGGACAAGAUACUCAAAACUAACGCAAACACAGAGUACCUACACCGUUUUCUCGAGGGAAGCUCUGACAAAGAGUUGUUUAGAAAGAAUGUACCAGUGGUGAGCUAUGAAGAUGUUAAGCCUUAUAUCGAUCGUGUGGCAAACGGAGAACCCUCCGACAUCAUUUCGGGAGAACCCAUUACUACGUUUAACCGAAGCUCUGGAACUUCAAGUGGCAAUCAAAAGAUAUAUCCUACGAACAACAUCUACUUUGAGAAUCUGCUAUUCGGCUAUGCACUAAGCUCUGUCGUUAUGUCCAAGCAUGUAGAUGGUUAUAAGCAAGGAAAGAUGAUGAUAUUUAGGUUCACUCACCAGAUAUCCCCAACUCCUUGUGGUUUGCCUAUUGCUCCCGCGCUAACGAGCUUCACAAAGAGCAAAUAUUAUUCAAGGAUGGCAAAAAAUAGUACAAGCCCAUAUGUGGUCGCACUGUGUCCGGAUCCCAAACAGAGUAUGUACUGUCAACUUCUAUGUGGUCUUGUCCAGAGAGACGAGGUUGUAAGUGUCGGCACUACGUUCCCCUCUGUCUUGGUUCAAAUAGUCCAUUUUCUUGAAAAUUACUGGAAAGAGUUGUCUAGUAAUAUCCGAUCUGGUCAUGUCAGCGACUGGAUCACCGACCUUAGUUGUAGAGAUUCUGUCUCUAUCAUCCUUGGAGAACCAAAUGCUGAAUUGGCAGAUUUAAUCGAAAAAGAAUGCAGACAAGAAUCUUGGCAAGGUAUCAUUACAAGACUUUGGCCCAAAACCAAAUGCAUUGAAACUAUUGUUACAGGUACUAUGUCUCAACACAUCCCAGCACUGGAUUAUUACUCUAAUAAACUGCCUCUAGUUUCCAAAGUUUAUGCAUCCUCUGAAGCAUUUUACGGGUUAAAUUUGAAUCCUCUAAGCAAACCACAACAUGUGUCCUACACAUUCCUACCCAACAUGUCAUAUUUCGAGUUCAUACAUGUUGAUGCCGAUGGAGAAGCCACAAGCGAGAUUGUUGAUCUUGUGGAUGUGAAGUUAGGUGACUACUAUGAGCCCUUGGUCACAAACUAUUCCGGUUUACACAGAUGUAAAGUGGGAGAUAUUUUACAGGUCACUGGGUUUUACAAUAACACACCACAAUUCAGAUUCGUACGUAGAAAAAAUACGGUUUUAUGCGUCGAUGUAGAGCCAACAACUGAAGAAGAUAUUUCAAAGGCGUUGGCUCGUGCAACAGUCGUUCUUGAAUCUUCGGAUUUGAUUUUGACAGGGUUCACAUGCUAUGGUGACAUCUCCACUGUACCGGGUCACUACGUCUUUUACGUGGAACUCAAAGCCAAAGUCAACAAUGGCACCAACGUUCUACAACUUGAUAACAAGGUGUUGGUGGAGUGUUGUUGUGUCAUGGAGGAAUCAUUGAGUAGUCUUUAUAGGAGACUUAGGGGAGAUGAGGGAUCGAUUGGAGCUCUAGAGAUAAGGGUUGUGCAAAAAGGAACGUUUGAUUCUCUCAUGGAGUUCUUUGUCUCGCGAGGUUCUUCUAUAUCUCAAUACAAGACACCUAUAUGCAUAAAGUCUGCUGAGGCUUUACAGGUUCUUGAAGACAAGGUUCUUGCUCGGUUCUUCAGCGACAGAUCCCCUACUCUCUGA